UUUGAUUGGAAAACACACAAGCGGCGGACCAAUCCAUUUAAUCGUUACUUUUGAAGCACGGGAAACUACUUCCGUUCAAAAUGGCGAUGUUGGCUGAACCUCGACGUAAACAAAAAAUAUCGAUAAAUCCUCAAGGGACAAAUUGGAGUAAUGAUGGCAGCAAGUUUGGCCAGAAAAUGUUGGAGAGAAUGGGUUGGUCAAAGGGAAAGGGCCUGGGAGCUAAUGAAGAUGGCAGAGUUGAAAAUGUGAAAGUCAGCUUUAAAAAUGACCAGAAGGGAGUUGGGGCUACCAAGAACCAGGCAGAUAACUGGAUAGCUCACCAGGAUGACUUCAACAGCUUGCUAGAAACACUGAAUGAGGGUCACGGAGGAGGGGAGGUCGACUCCCCCACCACUCACCAGGUGGCCAACCUGGAGAAGAAGUCCCAGUCGUCACGAAGCAGAGUGCAUUAUGGCAAGUUCACUAAAGGCAAAGACUUAUCUUCAAGAUCACAUGAAGAUCUCAAAUGUAUAUUUGGUAAACGGGCAGUCAAACCUACCUCUGGAAAGGACUCUCCAGCACUGGAAUCAGCAGAAUCCUCAGGGUCCGAAGACUCCAAGGCUGACACGUCACAUGGCUUCAAUACCAUAAAUAGCACCUCUACCAUGCAAGAAUACUUUGCUAAAAAGAUGGCUGCCCUGAAGGGUCAGAGGUCAUCACCAUCAAGGGAAAAUAACUCUGUACUAGUAUCAGAUAAUAUAGAACAGCCAUCAGAUAAUAUAGAACAGCCAUCAGAGUCAGCAGCUGACACUCACAGUAGGAAGAAAAAUAAGAAAAAGUCAAAACGAAAAAAUAAGGACAUAGAAGAAACUGAGAAAAAUAAUACAGACAUGCAUAUAGAACCAGAUAAUAUAGGCAGUUGUGACGUUGAGCCUCAGAAGAAGAAAAGUAAAAAGUGUAAAAGGAAACACUCAGAGACUGCAGACUUGGCUGGUGAUGAGGAGCAAGUUGUGGACAACACAGAUGGUGGUGAGGAGGAGCAAACACAGAAGAAGAAGGCCAAGAAGAGGAAAAGGGAGGACGAAGAGAAUGAGAAAGAAGUAAAGGAACAGGUGACUCAGAAAAGCAAGAAGAAGAAGAAGAAAAAGAAGAAGUCAGCAGCUAGUGUAGAGAGCAGUGAGCUUGGAGGACACAGGAGGAAGAAUGGAAGCAAGUUGUCAAACAGGAGACCCGGGCUGCGGCCACAGAAACUCCCUCAUCUAGUGCAGAGUGCUUGUGCCUCCUUCAGAGGUGCCAAUGUGGCAUCUAUUGACGGAUAUAAUAAAUCAUCACACUCAGUUUCAGAGUUGCUGAAGAGAAUUGAAAGUAAACAUAACUUGGUAUUGUGGCAAAUGAAGGCAAAGAAACAAGAUAAACAACUCUGAAUGCAACAAAUGAUGAACAUGGCCAUGACCAGUUUGAACACUGACAAUGAAGAAUGGGCAUUAAGGACACUUUCUGUAUUGUCAUGACAACAGUGUUGUGAAGGUAAUAUUGAUGUACCAUCACUGUGUUGCUAGGCAGAGCUGACUGAAGGGCUUUCAAGGAAACUACAAUGAGGCCACAAUUCUGAGGAUGACAGCAUCUCCACAAGAAGACAUCAAGUAGCGAAACUCUUCCCCUUUCUUACUGUACGUGCUGUAUGUGACAUAGAAAUAUAACUAUUAUGACAAAACAGGUGUCAGAAAGAUGUGAUAUUAUGCUGUUGAUGGAUUGUUGAUUAAAAAUGUAUUUACA
Messenger RNA from Haliotis rufescens (red abalone), 1755 nucleotides. Its product is annotated as PIN2/TERF1-interacting telomerase inhibitor 1-like. The record is from RefSeq and is a predicted model, not a curated record. Gene Ontology annotation, cellular component: nucleolus. Lineage: Eukaryota; Metazoa; Mollusca; Gastropoda; Lepetellida; Haliotidae. Gene Ontology annotation, molecular function: nucleic acid binding; telomerase inhibitor activity. Gene Ontology annotation, biological process: regulation of ribosome biogenesis. The coding region runs from base 81 to 1403 and encodes 440 amino acids. The transcript is spliced from 6 exons.